Macrosiphum euphorbiae (potato aphid) is the source of this 999-nucleotide messenger RNA. NCBI's taxonomy places the organism in Eukaryota, Metazoa, Arthropoda, Insecta, Hemiptera, Aphididae. The record is from the annotation of a GenBank genome assembly.
AUGUUUUGUUGCGGUGUAUGUAAUGCCGUAUUUACCGGAAUAUAUCCUGAAACAGUACUUACAACUCCAUGUGGUCAUUUGUUUCAUGCUGAAUGCCUUAGCAUGUGCUUCAACAAAGGGUCGAGUCCAGGAGAUAAAUGCCCAUUUUGUUCCCUAUGCAUAAACCCAUCUAAAGUGAUCAAGAUACAUCUCCAAAUAGGUACAAAUUGGAAAGAUACCGCAGCUGCUUUAAAAAAACAGGCCAAUACAAGCAUCAUUAAUUUGGAUGAAUCAUUAAAGAACAACUCUGUAAUGCCGAAAAAUUGUACAGAUUUGAACAAUUCAAGCUUUGAUGAAACUCAUGACAAUUCUGUUCUAGACUUAACGCCCAAGUUACCAGUGUUUGAUGCCAAUACAAGCAUCAUUAAUUUGGAUGGAUCAUUAAUGAACAACUCUGCAAUGAUGGAUUUGAAGAGUCAUAGAAAAACUAUGCUUACUACUUCCCUGUCUGGUGUUAUCCUGACAGAAGUAACAAAAAACAUUCUAUCAAUCUUGAAUCAUGUCAUAGAAAAUUCCAUAAUAGUAGGACGAUCGCUUAUGUCUGAAAAAAAAUUAAUAGACACAGCUAGGGAAACUGGUUACUCCGACAUAAUAAUAAUACUUAUGAACUUAGGGCACCCAGUUGGUAUAAGUUUUAUUGAUUUAAUACAUAAUUUAAAACUCAAUGUUACAAUAACAUCAUAUAAAUGCUUCAAUAAUAAAAAUGCUAUUAAUAGUAAGAAUACAUAUUAUUUAACCACAAAAAAUGAACAAAAAUUAAAUGAACUUCAACAAUUUAUAUUUAAUUUUUUUUCUAAGCCUGGGAAUCUCAACGAUUAUGUGAACAGAAUUUUAUUUCCCUGCCCUGAUAAUUGGAAUGAUAUGAAAUUUACUUAUACUAUGGGUAAUUUGAUGAUAAGUUUUAUCAUUAAAUUGCCACUUUAUAAUAAUAAUUAUGAACAUAUCAAGGCUAUCAAUUAA